This is a messenger RNA of Populus trichocarpa (black cottonwood), 5634 nucleotides long. RefSeq names its product FT-interacting protein 3. The transcript has 2 exons. The record is from RefSeq and is a predicted model, not a curated record. Bases 3241 to 5556 code for a protein of 771 amino acids. NCBI's taxonomy places the organism in Eukaryota, Viridiplantae, Streptophyta, Magnoliopsida, Malpighiales, Salicaceae.
UGAAAUAUAAAAGAAAAGAUUCAGUUGAAAAUUUUUAAGACUAAAAAGAAUAAAAAUUGAUAAAAAAAAUUGGAAUUUAAAUUAAUACUUUACAGAGGGGACUAUUUCUGAGAAUUCCCCCAAAAUUUCACUGUUCAUUUUCUAAGUUUUUUUUUUCUCUCACAUGACGAGAGAUAUUACAAUACUCGUUAUUGACUACUAGUUGGAAUACUGCUUUUACGAGAAAAAUCAACAGAGGUGAAAAUAUUUAUUUAGUUUUUUCUUAAUUCGAAGCAUUUUUUUAUUAUUAUUAUAAAAAGGUUUCCCUUUGUUAAUUUCUUUUCAAAUUUAUAUAAUCCAUAGUUGGGCUUAAUACGGGCUAGGCUGUGAGCCCAGCCCAACGCCAAAAACAUCUACAAAGCUCCCCCUUUCAUUUUAAAACAAAAUUCCUUACCGUUAAAAACCGUUUCUCCUCCCUCUCUCUUUGAACCCUUUCUGGCUUUCACAAGGCUUUGAGGUCAGUCACGACCCAGGCCAUCUUCUUCUUCUUAAUUUUCCAGUUUUUCUUAUAUAUGCUUCAUUUCCAUUCAUUUAUAUUUAUCUGUUUGAAUCUUCUUUUAUUGUUAGUGUUAUAAAUAAUAAUCAAGUUCUUGCGCCUCUGAGCCCUGCAUUUUAUGGCGAAUAAGAAGGAUUUUAGGAACAAAACAUGCAGAAUUUUGGAAACAGGUUUGGAUAAUUAUUGAAAUUUCAUCCUAGUUAAUUAUCAUCUGUAAUAUAUAGUAAUGACUAUAUUGAUAGUUAUUUCUAUUGUUUUGUUACUGACUCUUUUCAACCAUUUUAUCUAUCCUUUCUCGUGCUUCCAUGAUUAAGCAAGCAGGAAAGGAGUUAUUUCCAGUGACAUAAUGUGGAUUUCUGAAAGGGAAAUAUAUGAUUUUGGACUUAUUUAGAAAUGGGGUCUGUCAUCAAUAUAGCUGCUAAUGGAAUUGGAGGUGUUCUUGGAAAUGCUUUGGCUGUUCCUAUCAAGACUAUUCUUGGCGCAUCAUGCUAGUAUCUUUGAUGCUCCUCUUCCUACUGUUCGAGGUGGGGAUUUGCCAAUGCAUAGGAAGAAUGAAGCCCUUGCGAGAUGUGUUGGGCUGCAUGUGAAACAUAUCAGUAUGCUUUAGAAGAUACCACCUGCUUCUUAUGGCACAGACUGCAGAGAACAAAGCGAGUAGAUAGAUGCCGAUUUGGAGACAUGGAAGAAGCUGACCAGUACACUUCAAGCUCCAAAAGUGAUUUUUCAUGUAAGUAUCCCCAUCUGUGUGUUGGUGGAAAGCAGGAAUCAAUAACGGGAAGAUAAGAAGAAUCCAGCCCUUCUAUCCUUAAAGCAAGCAUAGCAGUCACAAUUCCCAUAGCCACCGCCCAUGCUAGGUUGAAGACUAGCUGGGAAAGUCUCUGUUCAUUUAAAGGGUGCAUCAGGAAGACUAAGGAGUGCAAGACAGCUUCAAUCAGUUGGAUUGAGAAAUCAUCCAAGAGAUCUUGGAGUUUUCAAAAGAAUGGCAACUUAGGUGAUUGUAGAAGUGAAAUUCUGAAAGCUUUCAUGCCUUGAAUCGGUUUUAGUAUUUGAAUUUUUGAGUUCAAGAUAUGAAAGAAAAGCCUAUCACAUUAAAGAUACACAAACAUGGUUGUUUCAUAAUUUAUUGCAUGGAUUAGAAUUAUAACGAAGAAAAAUCUUCAAUUAAGCAGAAAAAAUCAAAACUUUUAUGCUAGAUUUUGAAUAAUUAAUUCAUGAAAUUAGAUGCUGGGAGCGAUGAUAUAUAUGAAUACCAUGGCAUGUACCCAAAGAUCCCCUUAAGUUGCCAUUUUGUAGCUGCAAAACAGAGCAAAAGCUUAUUAUUUCUAUUUAAGAAAAAAACAUUAUAAUUAUUUUAAAAGCAUUCAAUGCAAAUUGAAUUUCCAAAUCAUAUCAUUAAUUUUAAAAAGAAUUUUCCUGUUUUGAAUGCCAUUCAAGAUCCAUCCCGCUAGAAGAAGAAAAGGGAAAAUCUCAAGGUUGUCUCUCAUUCAUUUUCUCCUGGUACAUAGCUAUAUUCAACACACAGCCGUUACAAAAUCAUGAAAAUAGUUAAGAUUUAAUUUAAAUUAUCCCUUUUUUGAUUGCCUGUAGGUUGUCAAAAUAUUCAAUUGUAAUUAUUAAUUCCAAUUCUAAUAGCAAAGAUGGUUCUCAAUCUCUCUCUAUUUAUUUUCUUAAGACCUGAAAAACUCUAACAAUUGGCACAAAAAUGUUCUCGAAAAAUUGAAUCCAAUCAUGCUUGGACCUGAGCACAGAAAAUCUAGCUAAUGCUUCAAAGAAGUACUGACAUUCGAGUACUAAAAUGUAAGCUUUCAUUUUUGCUUUCUUGCAGUUAUAUUAGUGUUUUGAACCUACCAUUUUUCCAUAUAUAUAUAUGAACACAAUUAAUUAAUUAUUGCAUUUUCAAAUUUUAACAUUCAUUCCAAGCACUUUUGGAUAUUGUUUGCUAUAAGGUUUUGAUUUCUUAUGCUGUCUACUAAUUUACAGCAUGGUUUUCUAAUGGGGUUCGCAGCAGUCUGUACUUAAUACAAGAAGCCUGCGGGAAAUUUUUGUGCAUGAGAAGGUUAGUUCUCUCUUCUGUUUGUGCAUCCUAGAGUUAGAAAGACAGUAUUGUCCCAUGACUUUAUAUUUACUGUUUGAUUGUCUGAAAAUUCUACUAUGAUUUAUGUCCUUGACCAGCUUUCUUAGAUUAUUAAACACAAAAAAUCCAGCUUUAUUCAUAAAAGGUAUGCAAGGUGGAUGCAAGUGCCAUAGCAAGGGAAUUGUGCAGAUCAUCAGACUCUUAUGCUGGAAAAUUACAAAAUGAUUAAUGUGCUCAACUAUAUAUCAAAGUGCUAUAUAUCAUUAUAAUAUAGUCAUGUUUUUCAAAGAAGUUUUUCAUAAAUCAUUAAUGGGAUAUUGAAAGUAGCGGAGCCAAAGAGUAUAAUUUUCUAGAUGAACAUUAUCUAUUUGUCUGGCUUGUUUUUGUAUAACUAAUACUAUAUGCAUUAUCUUUCCAAGUUUGAAUACGAAAUCUGACAGUAUUUGCCUUUCUUAUGUCCACAGAUUUCUAGCAUUCAAAACUUUCACAGAGACCUGCUAUUUGCAUAUUCUUGGAGAUUAAUUUAACUUUGAAAGGUUUGUGCUCCUGGUACAAAAUGUCUAACAGGAAUAAAGAUUAUAGGCAGUGACUUUUUUUUUAAACUUUCUGUUAGUUCUUGUAGUUUGAGAAAAUGCCUCCAAAAGAGAAACCAAGGGUGGACUAUACCCUCAAGGCGACAUCACCUGAUAUUGGUGGAAGGAAAGCCACAGGCAGUGACAAGCUUACUCUAGUUGAACAAAGGCAGUUUAUUUAUGUCAGAAUUGUGAAAGCCAAUGGCUUGCCAAUGAACAACAUUUCUGGCACUUGUAACCCUUUUGUGGAGCUAAAGAUUGGAAACUACAAGGGAAUAACUAGAUGCUUUGAGCAGACCUCAAACCCAGAAUGGAACGAAGUCUAUGCUUUCACAAGAGAUCAGAUUCUGGGUGGGAGAUUAGAGAUCUUGGUAAGGGAUAAGGAAUCUGCGAUUAAUGAGAUUACUGGCCAUCUUUCCUUUGAUUUGGGCCAUAUUCCAACGCGGUUUCCACCAGAUAGUCCAUUGGCACCACAGUGGUAUAAGUUGGAGGAUCGCAAUGGGGUUAAGAUUGUAGGAGAGUUGAUGUUAGCUGUUUGGAUAGGGAAUCAAGCUGAUGAUGCAUUUCCGGUUGCUUGGCAUUCCGAUGCAGCUGCCGUUAGUGGCAAAAGCGUGACAAAAACUCGUUCUAAUGUAUACCUCUCCCCGGUACUGUGGUAUCUCAGAAUUCAAGUGAUUGCAGCACAAGAUUUGGCACCUGCAGACAGGAACAGGAAACCAGAAGCUUACGUCAAGGCUGUUCUUGGGAACUUGGUUUUGAGGACUAAAGUCUCGAAGGACACGAAUUUGAAUCCCACUUGGAACGAGGAGGUGAUGUUUGUUGCUGCAGAGCCAUUUGAUGAUCCUUUGGUUUUGAGCGUGGAGGACAAGAUGGGAGCUGAUAAAGAUGUAUGUUUAGGGAGGUCAGUGAUUCCUUUGCACCAAGUGGAGAAGAGGUUGCUUCCUCAACCUAUUGGUGAUCAGUGGAUUACUCUUCAGAAGCAUGUUGCGGAGGGUGAGAAGAAGACCGAAGUGAAGUUUGCUGGUAGGCUUCAUUUGAGGAUCUUUUUAGAUGGUGUAUAUCAUGUUUUUGAUGAGCCAACUUACUACUGCAGUGAUUUGAGGGCAACAUCUCCCAAGUUAUGGCCAGAGAAAAUUGGGGUAUUGGAGCUAGGCAUCCUAAAAGCCGAAGGGUUGCUACCAACGAAGUCCAAGGAUGGUCGUGGAACUACCGAUGCUUAUUGUGUAGCGAAAUACGGGCAAAAGUGGGUUAGAACUAGAACUAUAGUGGACAGUUUUGCUCCAAAGUGGAAUGAGCAAUACCACUGGGAUGUUUAUGAUCCGUACACAGUUGUUACUAUUGGAGUUUUUCAUAAUUAUCAUUUACAGGAAGGGGAUAAGAAUGGAGGGAAGAGGGAUCCAAGACUUGGCAAGGUAAGGAUUCGGUUGUCUACUCUCGAAACUGGUAGGAUUUACACACAUUCCUACCCACUUCUAGUCUUGCAACCUAAUGGAUUGAAGAAAAUGGGAGAGCUUCAUUUGGCUGUGAAAUUUAGCUGCAACAAUUGGAUUGACUUGUUUCAUACUUACUCACAACCUUUGCUUCCUAUGAUGCAUUACCUUAAGCCAUUAUCAGUCUAUCAGCUUGAUAGUUUAAGACACCAAGCUACUUAUACUCUCUCUUUGAGGCUUGGCCGUGCCGACCCACCUCUAAGCAGGGAGGUUGUGGAAUACAUGCUUGAUACAGGUGUAAACAGAUGGAGCUUGAGAAGAGGAAAGGCAAAUUGCGAGAGAGUCAUGGCAUGUUUGAGUGGUAUCCUUUUUAUUUGGAGGCAGUUUGAUCAGACACGCCAUUGGAAGAAUUCAGCAGUCACAAUCCUAAUUUACUCAUUGUUCGUUGCUAUGGUUAUGUCCCCAAAACUAAUAUUGCCUGCUUUCUUUCUGGCUUUUUUCGUGCUCGGGGUUUGGCGCUUUCCGAAGAGGCCGAGACAUCCUCCACAUAUGGAUACCAAAUUAUCUCAUGCUGAAACUGCACAGCAUGAUGAACUCGACGAAGAAUUCGAUACAUUUCCAACUUCCAAGCAAGGUGAAGCACUGAAAACAAGGUAUGAUAGAUUGAGAGGGAUUGCAGGGAGGUUGAUGAUAAUGAUAGGAGAUUUGGCAACUCAAUUGGAGAGGAUCCAUGCUCUUGUAAGCUGGAGGGAUCCGCGAGCUACUGCAAUGUUUUUGAUAUUCUGUCUGAUUGCUUGUAUUUUGGUUCAUAAAGUUCAGUUCAGGUACUUGGUUCUUGUCACAUGGACUUAUGCAAUGAGGCCUCCGAGACUUCGUGUUGGCAUUCCUUCUAUUCCUCAAAGUUUCCUCAGGAGAUUGCCUGCUAAAACAGACAGCAUGUUGUAAGGAAAACAUUGUUCUGAUAUGCUGUGAAAUGAUAGGCCAAUUUGAUUCUAAUAGUUCUUAAUGUUUAUCAAACUGGAA